Vigna umbellata (rice bean) is the source of this 2627-nucleotide messenger RNA. RefSeq names its product cyclic nucleotide gated channel 5 (gene CNGC5). Gene Ontology annotation, cellular component: membrane. Lineage: Eukaryota; Viridiplantae; Streptophyta; Magnoliopsida; Fabales; Fabaceae. Gene Ontology annotation, molecular function: voltage-gated potassium channel activity. The record is from RefSeq and is a predicted model, not a curated record. Gene Ontology annotation, biological process: potassium ion transport; transmembrane transport.
UCUUUUUGUUUCUGGCUGCGUUCCUUCCUCUUUCCUUUUUUCUGUGAUGACAGCGACUCGGUCUCAGAGAAGAGAUUCUGCCAUAAGUGCAAUCUUCCUCUGACUCCAUCUUCUUCUUUCUUUCAACAUCGCCAUUUGUCUCACAUCAGGUUAUGCAUAUGUGAUAACUAUUGAAUGAUGUUUGACUGUGGUCGCAAGUCAGAAUACAUGGGUGGCCAGCGGGAAAACUUUUUGAGGUUGGAGGCCCUGGAUUCUACACUAUCUUCAUCUUCUGAUACUGGAGUUAUAAAAUCUGGAUUUAGUAUUGAUAAAUUAGGCCAUGGUGGUCAUGGAAGCAGCACGACUUCAAGGUCUUUUAAAAGGGGUAUGAGAAGGGGAUCUGAAGGGCUGAAAUCAAUUGGGCGAUCGCUUGGGUUGGGAGUAUCUAGGGCAGUGUUCCCAGAAGAUCUUAAAGUGUCUGAAAAGAAGAUAUUUGACCCUCAAGACAAAUUCCUGCUUUUAUGGAAUAAACUCUUUGUUACCUCGUGCAUUUUGGCUGUGUCUAUAGAUCCACUGUUUUUUUAUCUCCCAGUCAUUAAUAAUUCGUUUCACUGUCUUGGCAUAGACCGAAAGUUGGCAACAAUAGUUACAACAUUAAGGACAGUGAUUGAUGCUUUCUAUCUUAUGCACAUGGCUCUCCAAUUUCGUACUGCUUAUAUUGCUCCAUCUUCUCGUGUCUUUGGGCGGGGUGAGCUUGUGAUAGAUUCUGCACAGAUAGCCAAAAGAUACUUGCAGCGGUAUUUCAUCAUUGAUUUCCUAUCAGUGUUGCCUAUACCACAGAUUGUAGUUUGGAGAUUUCUUCUGAGGUCAAAAGGUUCAGAUGUGCUAGCAACAAAGCAGGCCUUGCUAUUCAUUAUCUUGUUUCAGUAUGUUCCUAGAUUUCUCCGAAUGGUACCAUUGACUUCAGAGCUUAAGAGAACAGCUGGUGUCUUUGCUGAAACUGCAUGGGCAGGUGCUGCAUGUUAUUUGCUGCUGUACAUGCUUGCCAGUCAUAUAGUUGGUGCAUUUUGGUACUUGUUAGCUAUUGAACGCAAUGACUCAUGCUGGCAGAAAGCUUGCAGUGACAAUGGCAAUUUGUGCGAUAAAAAUUUUCUUUAUUGUGGGAACCAGCUCAUGAAAGGUUAUAGUGCUUGGAAUAAUAGAAGUCAAGAUAUUCUAAAUUCAGCGUGCUCUGCAGAAGGUGAUCCUGCACCUUUCGAUUAUGGAAUUUUUGCGCAAGUCUUGACUUCUGGCAUAAUUUCAUCUAAGAAAUUCAUCUCUAAAUACUGUUACUGUUUAUGGUGGGGGCUCCAGAAUUUGAGUACACUUGGCCAGGGGCUUCAAACUAGCACCUAUCCUGGGGAGGUUAUCUUUUCAAUAGCACUAGCUAUUUUUGGUCUCAUCCUCUUUGCACUUCUGAUUGGCAACAUGCAGACAUAUCUUCAGUCUCUCACAAUUAGGCUCGAGGAAAUGAGAGUUAAAAGGCGUGAUUCAGAACAGUGGAUGCAUCAUCGGUUACUCCCACAAGAGCUUAGAGAGCGUGUGAGACGGUAUGAUCAAUAUAAGUGGCUGGCAACGCGUGGUGUAGAUGAAGAAAAUUUAGUUCAGAGUCUACCAAAGGAUCUUCGAAGAGAUAUUAAGCGUCAUCUCUGUUUGGCCUUAGUGAGGAGGGUUCCACUAUUUGAGAGUAUGGAUGAGAGAUUGCUUGAUGCCAUCUGUGAGAGACUGAAACCAUGUUUAUUUACAGAGCAUACUUACAUCGUUCGGGAAGGAGAUCCAGUUGAUGAGAUGCUUUUCAUCAUACGUGGUCGCCUUGAGAGUGUUACCACAGAUGGUGGGAGGAGUGGAUUUUUCAACCGCAGUUUUCUAAAGGAAGCGGACUUCUGUGGGGAGGAGCUAUUAACCUGGGCCCUGGAUCCCAAAUCUGGUUCUAAUCUCCCAUCUUCCACUAGAACAGUUAAAGCAUUAAUGGAGGUUGAGGCUUUUGCCUUAACAGCCGAUGAGUUAAAAUUUGUUGCCAGUCAAUUUAGACGCCUUCACAGCAGACAGGUUCAACACACUUUCCGAUUUUACUCCCAGCAAUGGAGGACUUGGGCUGCAUGCUUUAUUCAAGCAGCAUGGCGUCGGUAUUCUAAAAAGAAACUCAUGAAGCUUCGUCAAAAGGAAGAAGAUGCUGAUGAAUCAGAGGGAAGUCAUGAAACUGGUGGUGGAAAUUCCUACAGCUUUGGUGCUGCCCUGUUAGCCUCUAAGUUUGCUGCGCACACUCUUCGUGGCGUUCAUCGUAAUCGACUUGCUAAGACUGCCAGGGAGUUGGUGAAACUUCAGAAACCCCCAGAGCCUGAUUUCUCUGCAGAUGACGCUGACUAAAAUUUUCAUGUAUGACUACUCUCUUAAAAUGCUUGUUUUGACUGUGAUUGAAUUUGUGAAAGAAGGUUGAAAACAGUGUAUUAUACAACUAUCCUUGUAAUGACUCUUCCUCUGUUACCAUGUAAAUUAUAAUAUUACAUUAAAGCCAACUGUCAUAUUAGGCCUGCCACCUGGCAAGUAAACUGAUAUAUAUUGUUCUCAACUUUAUUGUUGAAGUUAUUGGUUUGCUUUUGCACAAUCAA